UGCCCCUUUCUCUUGAGGAUUGCGAACGGCCCUUCCCUGGACACGACGAAUCCCCUUGGCUCCGUUUCUGAGCUCGCAAUCCUCUCUCUCAGCCGAUUUGCGCAGCCCUGGAGCUGCGAGAACGCGAGGAGGGGGAAUUUGAGUGAUGAGCGCCAGUUUGCAAUCACCCAGGAAGAGCGAUGAUGCAUCGCCAUGGAGCAGCGUUGCUACCCUGCCCAGAACCCUCCUCGAUUUCAUGGCUGGGAGGGAGACGAAUUAGCGAGCAAUUCAUGGGAGGAGGAAGAGCAGCAGCAGCAGCAUGCUGUCCAGUUUCGGUGCAAGGGCUGACAGUGUAUGCGGCGCGGAAAAACCAGUCUGGGUCCCGGUACCAGCAGACGAAGCGGUGGAAGGUGGACGAGUCCGUGAAGAAAAUUGGCCAUGCCGGGAUUGAGAAGUUUCGAAGCUCCUUGGAGGAUAAGGACAGCGCAUCGGGGGAAGGGCUGGUGCUGCGGGAGGAUCAGGCCGUCGGGCAGGUGAUUGCCGCGCAGGCGAAUUUCAUGCGCGUGUUUAUUGAGAGGACGGGGAACGAUGAUCUGGUGGAGGGGAGAUUUUAUGGUCCCGUGAGUGAGGGUGAUGGGGACGUGAGUGGGGGUGAGAGGCAAGAGGGUGGGAUGAACAAUGCGAUGCCGGCGAGUGUGGGUGUCGCGAGUACGAAUGCGUGGGAGUUGAAUUGUGGUGCAAAAGCGGGGACGGAGCUUUUGUGUGUGGUGAGAGCGGUGUUGAAGAAGAUUAAGCGACGGGUGCUUGUGGGUGACAAGGUUUUAGUUUCGGCCAUUGAUUGGAUGGACCGGCGUGGAAUGGUGGAGGAUGUUUUAGACCGUAGGUCUGAGAUUGCAGAGCCACCGAUUGCGAAUGUGGAGCAUUUGCUCGUUUUGUUCGCGUUUGAUCGGCCGAAAUUGGAGCCUAUUGCACUGAGUCGUUUUCUUGUCGAGGCUGAGUCCACUGGCAUUCCUUUCACAUUGAUUCUUAAUAAGGCGGAUUUAGUUCCACAACAGGAACUUCUUGAUUGGAAAGAAAAAAUUGCAGGGUGGGGCUACAAACCAGUAAUAUGCAGUGUUCGCUCGAGGUCCGGAGUUGCUCCUGUCAUGGAGAUAUUGAGACAAAAAACAGCAGUAGUUGUAGGGCCAAGUGGAGUUGGAAAGUCGAGUUUGAUUAAUGCAUUACGUGAUGUAUCUGGUAUUGAAAUGUGGCGUGAAAAGGAAGCAAUGCAAAGAUUAGAAACUGUGGCGUCUGAAGAAGGUGACGAUCUUAUCAUACCACAGGUCCGUGAUGAGCACGAAACAUUUGAAAAGCUCCAGGUCAGUGAAGUUUCCUUGAGAUCCGGCAAAGGUCGACAUACCACACGUCAUGUGUCACUCUUGCGGCUCCCUGGAGACGGAGGAUUACUUGCUGACACACCAGGUUUUAGUCAACCUAGCCUGAACCUUGUUACUAGUGGAGAGCUUGGAGAUCUUUUUCCAGAGGUAAGGGAAAAGAUUGCUUCAAGCCCAGAAGGCGGUUGUCUCUUCGCAAACUGCUUGCAUGCAGGAGAGCCUUCUUGUGCUGUGGGUAAAGACUGGGACAGAUAUUCCCAUUACCUGGGACUUCUUGAGGAGGUCAGGAAAAGAGAAGAAGUGGAAAAACGAGUACUUGGAACCAAAAGAGAAAGUGAUGUGAGGUACAAAGUAGGAGCUUCAGGUGUGAAGCAAGCCGAGCCCAGGCUGCAAACAAAGCGACAUCGACGUCAAUCACGUAAAACAGUGCGACAGUCACUCGACGAAAAGUUGUGGGAGAAGAUGGAAGAGCAAGCCGAAGUUGAGGAUGUUUUGAGGGAAAAUUAAAGACUUGUAUAGACUUUUCUCUGUGUUGCUUAUUAAUGCACACGAAACUUUAACAUGCUGAGAUUCUUGGUAUAGGAGUAGGAUCUCAAUCCUCGAGCAAGGUUGAAACUUCUUUCUCACAAGAAGUGUACCAUAUAUCUUUUCAGUGACUAAAACUUCACAUGCUUACACAAGGACGUCGGUCUGGUUUUAACUUAACUGAGUUGAAGCCCUACUCACACUGUGCUACAACAUCGCUUUUCAAUAUCGUCCAUUUACAUGAAGUUUCACCUUG
Molecule: messenger RNA, 2133 nt
Organism: Physcomitrium patens
Lineage: Eukaryota; Viridiplantae; Streptophyta; Bryopsida; Funariales; Funariaceae
Product: small ribosomal subunit biogenesis GTPase RsgA 1, mitochondrial
Molecular function (GO): GTPase activity; GTP binding
Source: RefSeq, a predicted model, not a curated record